This is a messenger RNA of Pyrenophora tritici-repentis Pt-1C-BFP, 1741 nucleotides long. RefSeq names its product Amidohydro-1 multi-domain protein. Gene Ontology annotation, cellular component: cytoplasm. Gene Ontology annotation, biological process: purine nucleobase catabolic process. Gene Ontology annotation, molecular function: allantoinase activity. The record is from RefSeq and is a predicted model, not a curated record. NCBI's taxonomy places the organism in Eukaryota, Fungi, Ascomycota, Dothideomycetes, Pleosporales, Pleosporaceae.
AUGGCGCCCCACGCAACAACACCUCCCCCAAUGGGACACGAGCAACCAGUUCAACAAAUCACUGUCCUCGCAUCUUCAAGAGCUGUAGUUGGUGGUCGCCUUACUGAAGCAACGAUCGUCAUUUCCAAUGUCACGGGCAAGAUUAUAUCAAUCUUCCACUCUGUACUUCCAGCCACAGAUUUCCCAGAGGGAACGGCAUACACGGACUACUCGCCCUACAUUCUGCUCCCCGGUCUUGUAGACGCCCACGUUCAUCUCAACGAGCCAGGUCGAACAGAGUGGGAAGGCUUCUGGACUGGGACACGAGCAGCGGCCUUUGGCGGCGUAACAACCGUCAUUGACAUGCCACUGAACGCUAUUCCGCCCACGACAACAGUCGAGAACCUCAAGAUCAAGUGUGAAGCCUCACAGGGCAAGUGCUGGGUUGACGUGGGAUUCUACGGGGGCAUUAUCCCAGGGAACGCUGGGGAGUUGCAAGCGUUGGUCAAGGAAGGUGUGAGAGGGUUCAAGGGGUUCUUAUGUGACAGUGGUGUCGAAGAAUUCCCCGCCGUUUCCUCCCUCGAUAUCCGCGCCGCCCUCCUCGCCCUAAAGUCCUCCCCCACAACCCUAAUGUUCCACGCCGAAAUGAUUCCCCCAAUCUCAGACUCCGUCGGCGACGACAUCCAAACCUCCGCGCCGCCGCUCGCCCCCAAAGGCCCUCUAAACGCCUACUCCACCUUCCUCUCCUCGCGCCCUCCCGCCUUCGAAACUUGCGCCGUUGCCGAAAUCCUUUCCUUGGCACAUCUCGCUCCGGAGUUGCAACUCCACAUUGUGCAUCUCAGCGCCGUGGAGGCGAUUCCCAUGUUGCGAAAAGCAAGGGCGGAAGGUGUGAAGAUUACGGCGGAAACGUGCUUUCAUUACCUGGCCCUUGCGGCUGAGGGCAUCCAGGAGGGCGACACGAGACACAAGUGCUGUCCGCCGAUACGCUCGCAGAGCAACCAAGAUGGCUUAUGGGAAGAAUUGGUGCAAGAUCGUGACGGCGGUGUGAUUCAAACAGUAGUCAGUGACCAUUCGCCCUGCACACCAGAGAUCAAGCUAUUACCCUCGCAUCUGGAACCAAAUGGCUUAUCUCCUUCCUCGUCAUCAGCAGAUGGAGACGAGAAGCAAAAAGGAGAUUUCUUCAGCGCUUGGGGCGGUAUAUCGAGCGUGGGUCUCGGUCUCCCUAUUCUCUGGACCGAAGGCCGGAAACGCGACCCGGAGAACUUUUCAAUCGAGGAUGUGGUUAGGUGGUGUUGUCGGAAUACUGCCAAGCAGGUUGGGUUGGAGAAGAGCAAGGGAGAUUUGGGGGUCGGGUUUGAUGCUGAUGUUGUGGUUUUUGAUGAUGAGGGGGAGUUUUUGGUCGAACCGUCAACAAUGCUCUUCAGGAAUAAAGUCUCGCCGUACGAGAACAAGACGCUCAAGGGUGUGGUAAGGGAGACGUGGUUGAGGGGUCAGCGUGUUUUUGAGAGGACGGGUGGGUUUGCGGAGAAGGUGGGGCCGCAGGGGAAGUUGUUGCUUGAGGCUAGGAAGUGAGUGAAGGUGGGUAGAUGGUGUGGGAUGGGAGUUUUCGAGCAUGGACACUACGGCAUAGAGCAUGCGUGUGUGUUUUUUCUUUUUGGUCGGGAAUGCAUAGAUGGCGUUCGGGUCUGGGGGUAUUAAGCGUUGGCAUAUAGAUACUGAAAUGAAGUACGACGACAAUACAUGCAUAUAUCAAAGACACUAC